AUGUGUGAUUAUGUAGAAACACUGGUUGAGAAAGUGAGUGCUGAGCAAAGGUUGGACCACAAGCAGAUUAUAGGUGCUGUGUGUUUGGUGGCUCGGGCUCUGGUGUGGCCCCUGCGGUGGUCCUGGGCUGGGGUCUCUGCGCUCCUCCUUGUAGCCGUCUUGCUAGCUCGGCUCGGCUCGGCUCACGGCAACUUGCGAGAAAGUGGAGAAGGCAGCGGCUCAAACGGCAGCUCCUCCGCCUGCACAGGCAUAUGCGACGAAUACAAGGUGAGUGAUGGACACGAGAGAGCUGACGGUGGAUAUGCUCGGCUGCCCUCCUCCAAGCACAUUGAAUGGAACUCCCGGAUGGUGUCCACGGUCCACGCCCUGGUCGUAGGCUUCUUUUGUUUAUACAUCUUGUGGUUCGAUGAUGCCGUGAACGACGACCCAGUCUGGGGUGACCCCAGCCUCGUCAAGUUAAACGUAGCCAUCACAUGUGGCUACCUGCUCUACGACCUCGUGCUGCUGGCCUGUAAUUGGAGCACGAUGGGCGACAGCUUUUUUGUCUGCCACCACUUGGCGGCGCUCUAUGCAUAUGGAUAUGUGCUGACACGUGGUGUACUUCCGUACUUCGCCAACUUCCGUCUUAUUUCAGAGCUUUCCACACCAUUUGUAAACCAAAGGUGGUUCUUUGAGGCGUUAAAAUACCCGCGUUCACACCAAAUGGUAGUGCUAAACGGAUUAGCCAUGGCUGUGGUGUUCUUCUUGGUGCGUAUAGCGGUCAUGCCUUCAUACUGGGUCAGUGUCUUCGCCACUUUCGGCACUCCAGCGUUUGAGCGGCUGGGUUUGGGUGCCCAGGUGGCCUGGAUCACGUCCUGUAUUGCCCUGGAUAUCCUGAACACUAUCUGGAUGUACAAAAUCACACGUGGAGCUUACAAAGUGCUGAUGGGUACAAGAGGAAGGAAGGAGAAGGAUGCAGCCGAGUGUUCUGACAAGAAAGAUCAUGUCAAUAACCACACAGACUGA
Knipowitschia caucasica is the source of this 1005-nucleotide messenger RNA. The record is from the annotation of a GenBank genome assembly. NCBI's taxonomy places the organism in Eukaryota, Metazoa, Chordata, Actinopteri, Gobiiformes, Gobiidae.